UCGUGACUAUUCCGAGUCGAACGGAAAACGAAAGAAUAAAAAAAAACGGAAUCGUCAUCGCCGACGUCCUCUAGCUUCGCGACGACGUUUUCACAUCCAGUGGCUUUCCUCGUCCGUUGAUUCGUGCACGGUCUCGCUCUAGCUAUCGCUCGGAUAUUAGUUUUCGUUUCUUUCCACUGAAUAUUCGGAUCCCCGCGCGCGCACUCGUUCGCGACGACGUAAUAUCUGUACUGGGAAAAAGACUACCGCCCCGGGUUGUUCGGUGGCAUCGAACGUUGUGCGUCUCUCGAGCAUGCAGGCCGCGAUGAACGGCAACGGCCGAGCGAACGCUGCUGCUGAGACCAGAGGACGUAAUGGCCACGUGCUAGUGUGGGAGCAGCCCGGCCUGGAAGAAGAGGACAGACCCCAACGAAAACGGAGAAGAUUGGUGGGCUCGCGCCAUGUGGUAACCUUCAUGCUGUUCCUGGGUAUGGCGAACGCGUACGUGAUGAGAACCAACAUGUCGGUGGCGAUCGUCGCGAUGGUGAACCACACGGCUCUUCACGGUCACGAACACGACCCCGAGGUGACGACCAACGAAUGCGGAGUGCCGAUUACGGACGCGUCCAGCUCCGCGAAUAGCGGCAGCGACGGUGAGUUCGUGUGGGACAGCACCAAACAGGGCUACCUGUUGAGUUCCUUCUUCUACGGCUACGUGAUCACGCAGAUACCGUUCGGUAUACUAGCGAAACGUUACGGGUCCAAGUACUUUCUCGGCGUCGGGAUGAUGAUCAACUCGGUGUUCGGGUUACUGGUACCAAUGUCCGCGCGUGCCGGAUACUACUGGCUGAUGGUAGUUCGAUUCAUUCAAGGCCUGGGCGAGGGUCCAAUUGUGCCUUGCACGCACGCGAUGCUGGCCAAGUGGAUACCGCCGAAUGAACGCAGCCGGAUGGGAGCCUUCGUCUACGCCGGUGCGCAAUUCGGCACGGUAAUAUCUAUGCCGCUGAGCGGAAUCUUGUCCGAAUACGGAUUCGACGGUGGUUGGCCGUCGAUCUUUUACGUGUUCGGCGCGGUCGGCACCAUCUGGUGUGUCGCUUUUUUAUUGAUGGUUUACGAGGAUCCUGAGAGUCAUCCCCAUAUCGCCGAAGACGAGAAAAAGUAUAUACUGAGCGCGCUGUGGGGCAGCGCUGGCGCAUCGUCGCCUCCAGUGCCAUGGCGGUCCAUCGUUACGUCGCUGCCAUUUUGGGCCAUUUUGAUGGCGCAUAUGGGUCAAAAUUACGGAUACGAAACCCUGAUGACCGAGCUGCCCACAUUCAUGAAGCAAAUAUUGCACUUCGACAUUAAAUCGAAUGGCACCGUUUCCUCGCUUCCGUACUUGGCUAUGUGGUUAUUCUCAAUGCUGAUAUCCCACGUGGCUGACUGGAUGAUCUCGAACGGAAAGUUCAACCACACGUACACCAGAAAAAUCAUCAACAGUAUCGGUCAAUUCGGACCGGCGAUCGCGUUGAUCGGCGCUUCCUACACCGGCUGCAAUUCGUGGCUGACUGUUACCAUCCUGACGAUCGGCGUGGGUCUGAACGGUGGUAUUUAUUCAGGAUUCAAGGUGAAUCACCUGGACAUAUCCCCGCGAUUCGCUGGUGUGUUGAUGUCCUUCACCAAUUGCCUGGCCAAUCUCGCCGGUCUUCUUGCACCUAUCACGGCUGGAUACAUAAUCGUCGGAACGCCGACGCAAGCGAAAUGGAGACUCGUCUUCAUGAUAUCGUCGGGCGUGUACAUCGUGUGCGCAAUUUUCUACAUAAUCUUUGGCUCCGGAGAGCGACAGUCUUGGGACAAUCCGGACAAAGAUGAGGAGAGGCACGAGAAGCAAGGCCUGGAAACCGUAAAAACCGUUUCGGAAACACAACAUUGACGACCAGUCUGGUUGCGUGACGACCGAUACAUUCGCGCGCUUUCUCUCACUCUCUCUCUCUUUCUGUCUCUCUCACUCUCUCUCCUCCUUUCUCCCUAUCUGCCAUUACAAAUACGGCGAAUACGACAGACGAUGCAUAGAUAGAGUCGUUCGAGCCUGAAGAACCGACCAGUACGUUAAUCCCAUCCGUGUCCGUAUUUUCGGGUGAAACAAUCGAAUCACUUCAUCGAAAGCUCGUGAAUUACCGCGAAAUCAACGUCUUCGUGCGGUUUCGCGGUAUCAUCCUCGACAUCUAUUUAAAUCGUUUUGUAUCCUCGAUAACUUUAGUAAAAGUGCGCAUGUGUAUAAAAUCGCGUUUCUCGGAUCGAACGGGUUCGUUUUCGUAUUCUUCCAAAGUUCCCUGACAGAUUUCCGCCGUGCACCUGAAGUACCAUUAUUUCUACUUGGGAACGAGAGUUCCUGAAAUGAAGUUCCCACGUGUUGCACAGCCAACUGGUACGCAAAUACUCGUGCAACGACCAAGUCGAAUCGGACGUCUUGUUUCUACGCGAUGUACAGAAUCAUAUUAAGAAACGAACGAAAGUGUCUGUGAGUACAUAUUACGAAGAGGUAUAUGAAAUAUGCAUAUUAUACAUACAAACAUGAAAAACGUAUUCCUAUACAUACGUACACUGACGUGCAAACUCGGCUUCCGUUAGGGAAAAAAGUAGCGUAGUUGACGGCCUGCAUACGACUCGGUAAAUUUAAAACAGGCACUGAAGUAAAUGUUAAACCGAAUGUUAAGUUGGCAUAAAUUUCAGUCCAACACCAAAUAGUAGGCUUUUCCUUACAUCACUUUUCCCCCUAGAGGUAGCUGAGUUUGCUUGUGAGGACACAUAUAAAUGUAGAAAGAGAGAGAGAGAGAGAGAGGGAGUCGGAAAAUACGAGCGAUUGAGACGAGGAAGGAAAAUUUUACAUUUUUAUAGAGUACCUUUUCAUUUAGCGAUCAUUACGUGCCUUACGAUCGAAUAGCCCAGGAUAAAAAUAGCACUAGAGUUUCUUCGAAUCGAUCAGAAUACGCAUCGACGACCAAUGAUCGCUCGAUCGACGGAGCGACGGUUUGAUCGUAAAAGAAAGAAUGAAAGAAAAAAACCGGCGAGUCGUCGCGGCAUCGUGACGGACGAAUGUGGCAGCAGUAUUAGAGAAAAUAUCCUCGCGUUCGCCCCCUUUUGUUACGCGCCGCGUUUUAUCCGCAAACAACUGCCAUUUUGUAUUGCACGACUGACACUGAUCGCGAGAACGUGCUCGAUUCCCAGUCUUCAGGGAUGUUCAAGCUACUUCCGGAAGCGUUCCGAACAACACGUUGCAAUACAAGAAUGGUUUAUACAUACUGUAGAUAUUUCCACGCGUAUGUUUCUACUAAGUUAUAGUGGUUAGGAAAAGAUAUCGCUCCUACUUAUUUAUACAACGUGUACAAAGCAGAAGAAACCGAUAGGAAAGGGGAUAAUUUCGAAUGUAUUGAAACUUAUGAAAACAACAUUCGAAGGAGAUAAUUUAUA
Messenger RNA from Dufourea novaeangliae, 3426 nucleotides. RefSeq names its product putative inorganic phosphate cotransporter (gene Picot). The record is from RefSeq and is a predicted model, not a curated record. Gene Ontology annotation, biological process: transmembrane transport; monoatomic anion transport. The transcript has 8 exons. The coding region runs from base 293 to 1888 and encodes 531 amino acids. Gene Ontology annotation, molecular function: transmembrane transporter activity. Lineage: Eukaryota; Metazoa; Arthropoda; Insecta; Hymenoptera; Halictidae.